AUUUUAAUUGCAGAGAAGAAUCGAUAAAAUUGGUCAUCCUGCUUGUCAAAACUGGUGGAAUUGACGUGGAAGUAACUAAAUCAUGCGCAUUGUGAACUUACGUGGCAGAGUGAAGUGAAAAGUAAUGUCUUUUAUUUAUUUAUGUUUUUUAAAAGAAUUCUAGUUUAAUUUGCACUGGUGAUUUAAGAUGAAUUCUCAAUUUCUACCGCCCCAGCAAUUCGGGGCCCCUCCGAACAGGGCGUCACCGCCGUCAUUUCAAACGAUCCCCUUGGGCCAACAGAAACCAUCCGCAGGCGAUCACAUUCCUGCUCAAUUCAACAGUCCUGCGAACCAGCCCGAUCAGUUUCCUCCUCUGAAUCCUUCAGGACCUCCGCCGAAGGCUCAAAUUCCUUCGAGUCAAUUACCACCGUCUUCGAUUGGAGGUAACGUUAGCAAUCCGUUCGGUUUGUCAUCGAAUAAAGGGGAUGCUGCCGUUCACAAUGGCCCGCCCAGCUUCCAGAAUGGACCUCCUCAAUUCCACAAUGGUCAAGGACCAGGAGCCGAACAUCCGAACAAUCUACUCAAUAACAGACCGCCUCAGAAUCAGUUUGGCCAACCGGCGAAUCAGACGAGGCCACUGCCGCCUAUGCCCGGCGCGCCUCCGGCUCAAUUCGCCUCAUCUGGCACCCAAUUACCGAACGAUCCAGGCCAGCAGGCGUCGCAAAAGCCGUUCAGCCCGCCUUCGUUUCCAUCGGGACAACCCGGACAGCCUCCGCAAAUGAACAAACCUCCCUCUCACGGAAUACAGCCACCGCCACCUCUGGGACAGCCUCCUACGUUGUCGGGCGGACAUUUUAACCAACAUCCACCACCGAGUCAGUCUUCGAUGCCGGGCGAAUCGCCUUUAACGGGACGACCCCCGUCGCAUCCAUCGGUACCUCCCAUGCAACAGCAGCAAAUCGGCUCGUCGAAUCAAUUCGAAAAUCCACUGGGUCAACCCGGUCCCGCGAUAUCGAAUUCCGGACCACUGUUUCCACCUACCGGCGUUCAAUCUAAUCAAUUCAAUCCCAUGCACGGUCCCCCGAAACCGGGCCAAUAUCCUUCGCAAGUUCGUUCUGCUCAUUCGCAAUCUCUACCCUCACCGCCAUCUUUUCCAUCUUCGUUACCCGGACAACCUCCUAUGCCUGGACAACCUCCCAUGCCUGGACAACCUCCCAUGCCUGGACAACCUCCCAUGCCUGGACAACCUCCUAUGCCUGGACAAGCUCCCAUGCCUGGACAACCUCCCAUGCCUGGACAGCCUCCCAUGCCUGGACAACCUCCUAUGCCUGGACAGCCUCCUAUGCCAGGACGUCCUUCAAUGCCUGGACAACCUCCUAUGCCUGGCCAGCCACAUCAAGCUAUGCAGCCACCUUUACCGGGGCAGCCACCGCAACUCGGUCAACAGUUGCCUGGACAUCCACCUUUGCCCGGACAGCCACCUUCUGGACAACCUCCAUUGUCCAAGCCUCCGCUGCCUGGACAGAAUCCAUUACAAAACGUUUCGGGGCCGUAUCCUCCGGCAUCUUUCGGGGCAGGAUCGCAAAUGGCGCCGCCUCCGCUGCCGGGUCAACCGCCUUACGGGCCUAAUCAAAUGUCAAAUCAAAUGCAGGGAAUGCAUAUAUCAGGUCAAAAACAGUAUCCCGGACCUCCGAGAGGUGGAAUGAACGGCGACAACGGUCCGCACAUGCCGCCUCCUUUGGGCCAGCAACCGAAUAUGAUGAGUAAUCAGCAAUUAAGAGGGCCUCCGGGGCCCGGUUAUCCGCCUAUGCCGGGUCAACAGCCACCUACGUCCGGGCAAGGGCAGUAUCCGAACGCUACCGGACAAUAUCCCGCGGCUAACUAUCAGCAACCUCAGCAGAACAGGAGAUUGGACCCAGAUCAAAUGCCGAGUCCCAUGCAAGUAAUCCAAGACGAUCAACAGAACCGAGCCGGAGUGUUCGUGACGAAUCAAAAAGGUCUCGUGCCGCCGUUGGUGACGACGAAUUUCGUCGUACAGGAUCAGGGCAACUGCAGUCCGAGGUACAUGAGAUCUUCGAUGUACAACGUACCGAUUACACAGGAUAUAAUGAAACAAACGGCCGUUCCGUUCAGUUUGGUCAUCAGCCCGAUGGCCAGGCAAGCGGAUCAGGAAUACCCGCCGCCCAUCGUGAAUUUCGGUACAUUGGGACCGGUCCGAUGCGUCAGAUGCAAGGCUUACAUGUGCCCCUACAUGCAGUUCGUGGAUUCCGGUAGAAGGUUCCAGUGCUUGUUUUGUAUGGCUACGACCGAUGUUCCGACGGAGUAUUUCCAACACUUGGACCACACCGGUCAAAGGAUGGACCGCUACGAGCGUCCCGAAUUGCUGCUGGGCACCUACGAAUUCGUAGCCACCGCGGAUUAUUGCCGCAACAACGUUCUCCCCAAGCCGCCCGCCAUCAUUUUCGUCAUAGACGUGUCCUAUAACAAUAUCAAAUCGGGCAUGGUGAGCCUGUUGUGUUCGCAAAUGAAGGACAUCAUACAGAACCUGCCCGUCGAUCAAGGACAGGAGAAGAGCAACAUGAGAGUCGGGUUCGUUACGUACAACAGUUGCGUGCAUUUUUAUAACAUUAAAGGAACUCUAGCUGCUCCGCAAAUGUUAGUAGUGGGAGAUGUACACGAAAUGUUUAUGCCGCUAUUGGACGGUUUCCUGAGCACUCCCGAGGAAUCGGGUCCCGUCAUCGAUUCGCUGAUGGAGCAAAUUCCUGCUAUGUUCGCUGAUACUAGAGAAACGGAAACUGUCCUGUUGCCGGCCAUACAAGCCGGACUGGAAGCCCUUAAGGCUUCCGAGUGCGUUGGUAAACUCGUGGUGUUCCAUUCGACUCUACCAUCGGCCGAUGCUCCCGGAAGGCUCAAGAAUCGCGACGAUCGGAAGCUAUUGGGUACCGAUAAAGAGAAGACUAUUCUUACGCCGCAAACGCAGGUGUACAAUCAAUUGGGUCAGGAUUGCGUGGGCGCCGGUUGUUCCGUCGAUUUGUUCCUUUUUAACAAUUCCUACAUCGAUAUAGCCACUAUCGGACAAGUAUCGAGGCUCACCGGCGGCGAGGUUUACAAAUACACGUAUUUCCAGUCCGAUAUCGACGGGGAACGGUUAAUAAACGAUGUAAUAAUGGACAUAAGCAGACCGAUAGCGUUCGAUGCGGUUAUGAGAGUAAGAACAUCGACGGGCGUGAGGCCUACAGAUUUCUACGGACAUUUCUACAUGUCCAAUACGACCGAUAUCGAGCUAGCUUCGAUAGAUUGCGAUAAGGCGAUCGGCGUUGAGAUCAAACACGACGAUAAACUCUCCGAAGACACCGGCGUUUACAUCCAAACGGCCCUACUCUACACGUCCUGCUCCGGCCAAAGGAGAUUGAGGAUCAUGAACCUGUCGCUGAAGACUUGCUCGCAGAUGGCCGAUUUGUAUCGCAGCUGCGAUUUGGACACGAUCAUCAAUUACAUUAGCAAGCAGGCUUGCUACAAAUUGCUGGAUAACAAUCCCAAAGCGGUUAAGGAUUCGAUAAUAAACAGGGCCGCUCAAAUACUGGCGAUAUACAGGAAGAAUUGCGCCAGUCCGAGCAGCGCGGGGCAAUUGAUUUUGCCGGAGUGCAUGAAGUUAUUACCGCUCUACGUUAAUUGUUUGUUGAAGAAUGACGCCUUAUCUGGUGGUUCAGAUAUGACAAUCGAUGAUAGAUCGUUUGUAUUGCAAGCUGUAAUGAUAAUGGACGUCCCGACUUCGGUGUAUUACUUCUAUCCGAGGCUCAUUCCACUGCACGAUAUCGAUGUAACGGCUGAUCCUGUUAACGUUCCGAAUCCUAUCAGGUGUACUAUAGACAAAAUUAACGAACAAGGAGUGUAUAUAUUAGAAAAUGGAAUCCACAUGUUCCUGUGGUUCGGUCUCGGUGUAAACCCGGAUUUCAUUCAAAAAUUAUUCGGCGCACCGUCCGCCAUACAAGUGGAUAUCGAAAAGGUCCAUUUGCCCGAAUUGGACAAUCCCCUGUCGAUCGCUGUUAGGAAUAUUGUCGACGAAAUUCGAAUCCAGAGGCAUAGGUGCAUGCGGUUGACUAUUGUUCGGCAAAGGGAAAAGAUGGAGGCGGUGUUCAAGCACUUUUUGGCCGAAGACAGGGGAACCGACGGCUCGGCUAGUUACGUCGAUUUCUUAUGCCACAUGCACAAGGAGAUCAGGAAUUUAUUGAGCUAGCAUAAAUGUUGAUGCAAGUGUGAACGGACGAUGAAAUAAUACCGGGAAAUUUGUACUCAAAUAGAUUGGUUUAGGUAGAAGGAACGAUUUGGGACGCGUGGAAAUCGUUGAAAUAGGAACGUUUGUUUGUAUCGAGUAACAUUUCUUUUGCUGUAGCGCUAAUUUCUUUUCGAGUAAAUUUACAUGAAAAUGCGAGAAAUCGGUAGGACUGGAACUUUUUUUUUUAAAUAUGAUAUUUGAUGUACAAAUUUCUUCUUGAAUGGGUGUUUGCUUUAUAUAUUCGAGAGAUUAGUUAGCUAUAUAUUUAAUUAUUUGUAUCUAUUAUUUUAUUGGUUCUUCAUUAUAAUAUGUUUAUGUAAAAUAUUAAAAAUAAUUUAAUUAUUAGCGGAUUUUUUCCAGUUUUUGGAUAUAUAAAUUUUACAUACGGUUGCAGAUUCUCAUUACUUAUUUACUUGUACUUAGAUACCCACAUAGGUAAAUUAAUUAUGGUAAAAUGAUAAAAUAAAAUCGGACUAGAGAGAAAAUAUAAUUUUAGUAUCAACAAUUAACAUUAUCGGUUCUUAUAUACAUUAUAAACAUAAUUGCAAGAAUAGUAAAUUCGCUUAAAAGCAAUGCAAACAAGUUUAAAUAAUCAUGUCUGUCUUAAUGUAUUGCUUUCAAGAAAUCGUCAAAUAAAUAAUAUUUACAAUAUUACAUUAUUAUACAAUUGAAAUAGUUAUCACAAUAAUUAAGUUUUAGAGAUUACUCCACAGUAGUACCAGGAAUAUUGCAGGCAGCAGGAUUAUAGCGCUUCUUCCAGUUACACGACCAGCUGAGCUAUCUAAAAAUAUCGAUUAUUUGGUUAUAAAUUUCUCGAUCAUAUUUGCUUCUACAUUUAGUAUAAACUAGGGGAAAAUGGUUAAAAAAAUUCGUUCGAAACAAAACUGGAAAUUACUACGUUUACAGAGCAUUCAACCUCCACCGAUUAGUAAUGAAAUUUUGUUUACGGGGAUCAUUUAAUACAAAGCACACGUUAAUUGUCACCACUAAAUGCAUUCGAUACGUUUACUACGACUUAUCAGAACCAAAUACAACAUUAAUAUUCGUAAAAAAAACAUAAAUUUCGAGUACCUCGGGGAGUAGUGUUGACAAUUUCCAGUUGGAAUUCAUUCCUUGCCAUUAAUAUAGUUUCAUUAAACGCUACAUCGGUAACGUUUAAUUCGGCCUUUUCUCCUUCUGUUAUUCAAAAUAAAAAUUAAAAAAAGAAUCGUUUUAUAACAAGGGUACUUUUUUUAUCUCAAAAUUAUUAAAGCAAAUAACUGUUUUCAAAAAAUAUAUCACAAAGGAAGUAUUUUGCAAACGGUUUGGAAAAUAAACGGGGAUGUUGUGCACACUCGGAAAAAUCCUUACCCUCCGCGCGUUCUACAACUUCCGCAUCAUCUAAUCGAAUAAUAUUAAUAUUAUUGAACAAUACCGAAUCGCAUAAAUAACUCAUUCCAAUCCCUUACACGCCCCGAAUUCACCCAAACACCUACCUCCGAUAUGGAUGAUUUCGUUGUACGAAUAAAACGAAGUCCCCGGUAUGCUCACGUUGCACACAAACCUCGUCUGGCCGCUCAACGUGUCGUUGUAACCGCUAAAAUCGUGCUUGGCGGUCACGUUGAACAAUCCAUCGACGUCCUCCUCCGAAUGCUGCACGGUUUCCUCGACAUCCACGCGAC
Molecule: messenger RNA, 5916 nt
Organism: Phyllotreta striolata
Lineage: Eukaryota; Metazoa; Arthropoda; Insecta; Coleoptera; Chrysomelidae
Source: the annotation of a GenBank genome assembly